AUGGUGUCUGCUGCCUCUAUUCCUAUGGAAGACCGUGAUAUGUCUUGGCUAAAAGACCCUCAUUUCGAACGUGUUCAUGCAAAGCUCCUAGAGAAGAACAGUGUUAACUGGAAGGCGCUCGAAUUUGUUUCUGUGUCUGGUGAUCAAGUCCAUGUCAAGGACCUGCAACUCCAAGGAGAACAUACCAUCGACAUUGCCAACCUGCAACCUGUGGUUCCUGAUAUGACAGGCGACUUUGUUACAGUCACUGCGGGCCCCAUGGCAGGGAAAAUAUUCAAAGACCCUGAUAAUGUGUCCCUGACUUAUCGAACCCCGAUCUUGCUUGAUCGCCUGGACCAUGAACGACGACAUAGGAAGAUGCUUGAAAUAAGCCAAGAAGAGUACGAUCGACUCACAAGAAACGCAGAAAGGGCGGGAGUGCUGGAAAAGGAGAAUUCGUCCCUCAGAAAGGAAAACUGGGAACAGCAGGCGAGACUCUCGGAAGAAGACAAUGAUGUGGGGAAACCUCUGCCUCAUCCAGAAGGUCGACAAGGCAGGAAAGACAGUGGCUUCGCUCUCAAUAAUGUUUUGGCCUUUGAGACAGUUGAGCAGGUUAACACGGUGAAAGGAAUGUGUCAUGUGUAUGCCUCUGUGUUCCUCAAUCUCACCAAGACAUGGUCCAAACAGAACCAUGAAAAUAAGGAGGCUAUGAUGCGAGCAUUGAUGAAUGACUACCUGGUUUACCGACAAUACAAAGAGGGAUGGGUGAUCAAGGAGAUACUGAUGGAGUAUCUGGAGAACAAAGCUUCGGGUUAUAGGCAAUACUACAAAGACAUGCCUACUGAAGUACACUAUCUUGAAGAGGCCCGCACUUAUUGUUUAGGCAAGGGUGGCAAUGACGAAGCUACCAAGAGCCAGAAAGGCAAAAAGAAGAAGAAAAGGACCUCGAGAAGAGGCGAGGACAGCGAGGAUUGUGAGAUGCCCGAGAUCAAUCAUGAACGCGCAAGGCCGACCACGGUUGACCCUCCUAAACCCAGAGCCAAGUCCUCCAAGACGAAAGAGCGGAAACUGGCUCCCACCCAGUAUGCCAUUGAUGCCAGACGCACAGCUCGCAAUGCUCAAGAUGCACCGGAGGCUGCCACUUCCACUGCUCGCCAGGCGACAGGAGCCUUGAAUCCAGGUUCUGCUCCUUGCCAGGCCGCCAGGACUCCUCAACCUGGUGCUGCUUCUGCUCCUCGCAACGCCGCCGCCCCGAGGCCUGUCACCAUCUCAAAGCCUGCUGCCAUCUCAAAGCCUGUCGCUGCCUUGAGGCCUGUCGCUGCCUCGAGGCCUGUCGCCACCCCUAGGCCUGUCGCCGUCUCAAAGCCUGUCACUGCCCCAAGGCCUGUCACCGCCUCAAAGCCUGCCCCUGUCCCAAAGCCUGUCACUGCAUCCAGCACUCCGACGCCUUUACCACCUGAUAAUGCACCAAAUUCAGUGCCCACUUCAGACUGGCUCGAAGCACCUGAGGAAGCAUGUUUCGAUGAGAUCUACAUGCAAACCCCUCCCUUUGUGACAAUCACAAACAGGACAAGGCCCUCGGUGCCCUCGGUGACUGAGAAAGUCCAGGCCGCCUCUGAAGCCAUGGCCACACUGCCUAUUGACCACGCGACAGAAUCUGAUGGGCCUGGGGCUGUGAAGACAAAGAGCGCGUCUGGCAAGGGCAAGUCACUUCAGGAUGCGGCGCCUCCACUGGCGACGUGCACCACUCGUUCACAUGCUGCGCAAAAAAGAAAGAGUGAUGAUUUGCAAGAAUUGAGCAGGCCUCCAGCGAAGAAACAGCGCAUGGACAUUCAGAGGUGCCCCCACGACGGGUGUGUGAGCAUUCCCGUGGACGGACUCACCCAAAAAUUAAAGCGGACGCUGGAUAAACUUGUCAACGGCGCCAACCUCACCCUGGAGUACAGAGACAAACUGAAUGUGCAAGUUCAUGACAAACUCAGAGCGGCUGUUGCAAAUAUGGCCCAGGAGUUGGACUGGCCCCUGAAUGUUGACUUCAAAUCUCUUCCAGAUCAUUUAACAGAUCUGGAGGAACAGAUUUUUGGGCUAACUGACAAUGAGAUUGUCUUGGAUCUCUGCUACCCGUGGUUGUCGCUUGUCAAAUCAUUGCAAAAGGCAGGUGCAAACGCUGAGGAUCUGUCCCACUGGGAAGAUAAGAGGCUGUAUGACAUGAUGCGUGCCAACCUGCACACUGGCUAUUAUGGGCCCAUGUCAAUGAAGAUCAUCAAGGACUGGUUUGUCAAAACAUACCCACAAGAUACCACGGAGCCAAAAAUCGCACGUAUAAUGGCUGAUGUCAUCCUAGAGAAGAUGAUCGGACUGCUGGAAACCUGGUGGACUGGCAUGCAGGGAUGGACACUCACUUAUUGCCAAUUCCUGGACCUUGUCGCCAUUCCUGGGAUCGCCAAUAUUCUCAUUGAGGACAAUAUGAGACUAACCCCAUUCGAGGUGGAAAAGUUGCGCCAGGACAGUUACUCAUAUGGAGUUAUGUUCCACUGUAUAACCGCCAUUCAUGACGCACCGAGGACUGGUGAACUGUUGCGAUUGAGCAGGAAGAAGGAGCUUCAGCUGCCCACAGUCUACUCCUACUCCCUAAAAGUGGAACUCUGA
This is a messenger RNA of Cyclocybe aegerita, 2628 nucleotides long. NCBI's taxonomy places the organism in Eukaryota, Fungi, Basidiomycota, Agaricomycetes, Agaricales, Hemipholiotaceae. The record is from the annotation of a GenBank genome assembly.